Messenger RNA from Chrysemys picta bellii (western painted turtle), 2617 nucleotides. It is a transcript of the gene MFSD6L, whose product is annotated as major facilitator superfamily domain containing 6 like. The record is from RefSeq and is a predicted model, not a curated record. NCBI's taxonomy places the organism in Eukaryota, Metazoa, Chordata, Testudines, Emydidae. Gene Ontology annotation, cellular component: membrane.
CGGGAGGGGCGCGAGCGAGGGCCCGCCCUCCGCAGGUGCAGGAGGCGGGGCCACGCCCGCGCAGGUGACGCGUGCGCAGCCGGGGUGAGCCCGUACGGCGCAGCGCGUGAGGAGCUGGCCCCAAUCCUCAGGUCCCUUUUGGAAAGCAUGCAACUGAAGCCAUGAGUACAAAUAAACAGUGGGAUGUUAACAAAGCGCUGGCUGUUGCCAGCCUCUUCCAUUUUCUUUACAGUGCAGGAAACGCCUGUGUGAUUCCAUUUUUAACUCUUUACUUCCGGCAACUGGGGUUGACUGCCCCUUUAGUAGGUAUUAUCAUUGGAAUUAAGCACUUAAUAUCAUCUCUCUGGGCUCCACUAUGCUCCUACUUUGCAAAGAGCCACAGUAAAAGGAAAGUUCUCAUUACUGGAUCAUUGCUGUGUUCAGUGGGAACCGGUUUGCUGCUUACACUUGUCCCACCUUUGAGCAAGGAUGUCAUGUACAAAUAUUGUAAUAUAAGCCAGCAAUCAAGUAGCUUGCUGAAUGCAGUAGAGGUCCCUGACAUGAGUCUGAACAAUCUGAGUGCUGUAAAUCCUAGUACUGUUACCAAUAACGAAAUGGUGUCUGCAGAAACGCUAAGAACAGCUACAAAUGUUUUGGUGACGAGUGGAAAGCCACCGCUACCGAGUUCAGCUUUCCAAGAAUUGUUUACCUUCUUUACAGAUGCACAGAAGACGAAUGGUAAACUAACUGGUGAAGUGGGUAUAACUGCAGACCAUUACAAUAAUAGGUCUUCUGCCAAGAUAGUUUCUUCAGUGAAUGCAAUUAACCAGAUGAUACAAGAACUUGAGACACUCACUUCAAAUGAAACACCAAUCCAUAGGCUUGAGAAGGAAACCAAAAUUCCAGAGGCUGGGCUGUUGAAUGUGAAUAGUAAUCCUGAGAAAAAACUUUCUGUUGGUGGAAGUACUGAAUUUUCUUUACUUCAAACAAACCCUCACCCUGCUGGUCGAGCUUCUUAUGUUUUUGAAAAUCUGUCGAGUCACUGGGAGAAAGUUCGGGAUGUCAAUUUUGAGCUCUUACAAGAUAUUAACUUUCUUGACCGUGAGCACCAGAUUUUUCUCAUGGUGCUAGGUGCUGUUGUGUUUUGGGAGCUGUUGGCUGCACCUCUUGAAUGGAUGGUUGAUGACAGUCUUUAUGAAUAUCUUGACUUUGUUGAUGCAACUGACCGAUAUGGGAAGCUUUGGAUUUGGAGUUAUUUGGGUGCAUCUGGAGGAGCCUGCAGUAUCACCAUAUUUGUAGAUCAGUUGAACUGCUUCCUCAGUGCUAAAAUCUCUCGUCUCGCUGUGCACUUCUAUGGCUAUGCUGUACUGAUCACACUCACAUUGCUCAUCAGUGUCUUUCUUCCUAUCCAUGUUUCCAAGAAAACAGAGCAUCUGAACAAAACUGUCAAAGCUCUGAACCUCAUUGGAAGUGAUGGCCGAACAAUUCUGUCUGCUGUCACCGUCUUCCUUACAGGAGUCAUUGGAUCUACUGUGCAGAAUUUUCUCUUCUGGCAAAUGCAGGACCGAGGCAGCAGUGAAUUAUACAUGGGUCUCUCGGUGGCUAUCGGACUGAUUGCUGAAAUUCUGCUUUAUAUCUUCAAAAGCAAGUUACUAAGGGCUCUUUCAAGUAGUGGUACUGUUGCACUGAGUUUAAGCUGCCUUUCAGCACAGCUUCUGUACUAUUCGUUCCUAUGGAAUGCGUGGUCAGUACUGCCUAUUCAGAUGUUGUGUGCCUUCAGCAACGGUGCCUUAUGGUGGGCAGUUAAUAUGUUGGUUGACGAUGUAGCCAGUCCUGGGACAGAGAGAGCUCUGCACAUCGUCCUCCAGGGCCUCUCAUAUGGUUGUGGAGCUAGCCUGGGAAGCUUUGCAGGAGGGUUUGUUGUGAGCAACUUUGGCUUGGCAGUUCUGUACAGGGCAUGCUCUAUAAGUUUGGCACUGUGGUUAAUCUUGUUCCUGAUUGUCCAGUCUAAGUUGCCUCGGCAGAAAAAAAUUAAUUAUUCUCGUCUCCUGGCUGCAGAUCCUAGUGAUGAGAGUGACUCUGACGAGGAGAAGGAAAGGGACUGGCUAGUGAAAGCUAUGAAAGAUGAGAACUUCAGUAGGAAUUGGUAACAUAAUCAUAUUUGAUCAGCUAUUCUGCAGUAGAACAAAUUCAGAGUACAAAGGUAAAAUUAUUAGGCAGGAGGGAAAGAAAUGCCCAGGAAUGACUAAUAAUUCCUAAGUGGUGGAAUAUACAGUGUACAUACUUGCUUGGAAAGCUGUGUAUAAAGACCAUGUUUUAUAAAUCUUUUAUUUUCUUAAGAUUAAUUUAUAGUAAAUAUUUGUAGCAUUUUUUAACUUAAUCAUUACGUUUCCCAAAUCCAAGUGGAAGGCCUUUUGAGAUGUGCAUUUGCUAAAAUAAAUGCAGUUAAGCUUUUAAUCCAAAGGCAGAAUUUGGAUGCACAUUUCUCAGAGCUAUAGCUGCUGACAUUGGGAGCUGUACCUUAGCACAGUCGAAUCAAUUUAAAAAAAAAAUAUUUACAGUGCACUAAAGUCAGUAAGGAACCAUCCCUCCCAGGCUCAGUCUACAACAAACAAGGAUUAUUAAUGAAAGAAACACC